Molecule: messenger RNA, 4532 nt
Organism: Rhinolophus ferrumequinum (greater horseshoe bat)
Lineage: Eukaryota; Metazoa; Chordata; Mammalia; Chiroptera; Rhinolophidae
Gene: MYBBP1A
Product: MYB binding protein 1a
Exons: 26
Coding region: 16-4125 (1369 amino acids)
Biological process (GO): regulation of DNA-templated transcription
Cellular component (GO): nucleolus
Molecular function (GO): transcription corepressor activity; sequence-specific DNA binding; transcription factor binding
Source: RefSeq, a predicted model, not a curated record
CCCAACCCAGCGCACAUGCGCCGCGAUCUGACCCGGAAGAGGCUGUCUUCAGAGCCCACGUGUUCCAGAAACAUGGCGCAGACGGAGAAUCAGGACGACGCUGAGCCUAUGUCUCCUGGAGAGGCGAUGAAGAGCGGCGCCCGGCCCGCCGACCGUCAGGGCCUGCUGAAGCACAGCCGCGAGUUCUUGGACUUCUUCUGGGACAUUGCGAAGCCGCAACAGGAGACGCGGCUUCAGGCCACGGAGAAGCUCCUGCAGUAUCUGCGCACCAGACCAGAGGGAUCCGAGAUGAAGUACGCCCUGAAGCGCCUGAUCACUGGGCUCGGGGUUGGACGAGAAACCGCCCGGCCCUGCUACAGUCUGGCCCUGGCCCAGCUGUUACAGUCUUUCGAAGACAUCCCCUUGUGCAGCAUCCUGAAACAGAUAGAAGAGAAACAUGACCUACAGAAAAUUAAGAAGGCCAUGAUGAGACCCGCUCUCUUUGCAAACCUGUUUGGGGUGCUAGCCCUCUUUCAGUCGGGCAGGCUGGUGAAGGACUCAGAGGCACUGAUGAAGUCGGUGAAGCUGCUGCAAGCCCUGGCCCAGUACUACAACCACUUGCAGGAGCAGCCCCAGAAGGCCCUGGUGGACAUCCUCUCUGAGGUCCCAGAGGCUAUGUGGCAGGAGAUCCUACCGAAGGUCCUCAAAGUCGACUUGAAUUCAGUACUUGCCUCCCCUGAGCACCUGGAGCUCUUCCUCUUGGCCCAUCAGAAGGUGCCCGCGAAGCUUGAGAAGCUGAUGGGAUCGGUCGACCUCUUCUCAGAUGAGAAUAUCCCCAGACUGGUGAUUGUGCUGAAGAUGGCCGCUGCCUCUGUGAAGAAGGAGCGCAAGCUGCCCACUGUGGCUCUGGACCUGCUUCGCCUAGCACUUGAGGAGGACAAGUUCCCACGGUUCUGGAAGGAAGUUGUGGAACAAGGGCUACUACAGAAGCAGUUCUGGCCAGCCAGCUACCUGUGUUUCCGACUGCUGGGUGCGGCCCUGCCUCUGCUGUCCAAGGAGCAGCUACAGCUGGUGAUGCGAGGGGACCUGAUCCGACAUUACGGGGAACACAUGGUCACUGCUAAGUUCCCGAACCAGUUCAAGUUUGCUCCAGAGAUGAACGAGUAUGUGGGAACCUUCCUGGAAGGCUGCCGGGAUGACCCCGAACGGCAGUUGGCCGUGAUGGUGGCCUUCACAUCCCUCACCAAUCAGGGCCUCCCCGUUGUGCCGACCUUCUGGCGGGUUGUGCGAUUCCUGAGUGCCCCCGCCCUCAAGGGCUACGUGGCCUGGCUGCGGGACAUGUUUCUCCAGCCCGACCUGGACUCCUUGGUGGAUUUCAGUACCAGCAACCAAAAGAAAGCCCAGGAUGCUUCACUCCAUGGGCCUGAGCGGGCUGUGUCCCGGCUACGGAAGUGGGUCAUCCUCCGCCUGGUCAGCAUCGUGGACAGCCUGCACAUGGAGAAGGAGGAGGCCUUGAUCGAGGAGGUGGCCAGGUUUUGUUUCUUCCACUCGUUCUUUGAAACAAAGAAGCCCACGUCCCAGAUCCCAGAAACUGGGCAGCAGUUCUCCUUCCCUAUGGAUGGCCGGGCCCGAGAGGUAGUCAGCGGUGCUUUCUUCAGCCUGCUGCAGACCCUCAGCACGCAGUUUAGGCAGGAGCCGGAGCAGACCCAGGGCAGGCAGUCCUGGACCUACCAGCUGGUACAGUUUGCAGACAUGCUGUUGAACCACAGCCGCAACGCGGCCCCCCUGACACCCUUUACUACGAAGCAGCGCCAGGCCUGGGACCGGAUGCUGCAGACUCUGAAGGAGUUAGAGGCUCGCUCCUCGGAGGCCAAGGCCACUGCUUUUCAGCACCUGCUGCUCCUCGUGGGCAUCCACCUCUUCAAGUCCCCCACAGAGAGCUGCGACCUCCUAGGUGACAUCCAGACCUGCAUCAAGAAGAGCCUGGGGGAGAAGACCCGACAGACCCGCUCCAAGGCCACCAACCCCCAGGAGCCACCAUGGGUAGAGGUGCUGGUGGAGAUCCUUCUGGCCCUCCUGGCCCAGCCCAGCCACCUGAUUCGCCAGGUGGCCCGGAGUGUGUUUACCCACAUCUGUUCCCACCUGACUCCACGUGCCCUGCAGCUAAUCCUGGACGUGCUAAACCCAGAGCAGAGCCCCGACGAGGACGACAACGUAGUGGUCAUGGACGAUUCCGAAAAGCAGCUGGAGGACGAGGAGGACAAGAGUUCCGACGGCGAGGACAAUAAGAACUCGGCGAGUGAGGAGGAGAGUGACGAGGAGGAGAGCGACGAGGAGGACCGCGACGGGGAUGUGGACCCUUGCUUCCGGGAGCAGCUGAUGGCCGUGCUGCAGGCAGGGAAGGCGCUGGGUGGAGAGGACGACGACGACGACGAGGAGCUGGGGGAUGAGGCCAUGAUGGCGCUGGACCAGAACCUUGCCAGCCUCUUUGCCGAGCAGAAGUUGCGCAUCCAGGCCCGGAGGGACGAGAAGAACAAGCUGCAGAAGGAGAAGGCGCUCCGGCGGGACUUCCAGAUCAGGGUCCUGGACCUGAUCGAGGUGCUGGUGACCAAGCAGCCCGCGAACCCGCUGGUCCUGGAGCUGCUGGAGCCGCUGCUAAACAUCAUCCGGCGCAGCAUGCGCACGAGCAGCACCAAGCAGGAGCAGGACCUGCUCCACAAGACGGCGCGCAUCUUCACGCAUCACUUGUGCCGCUCCCGGCAUUACUGCCGUGACGUGGGCAACUGUGUGGAGACGCUGUAUACCCAGGUGGAGCGACUGGUGCAGCAGGCUGGCCGCCAGGCCGACUCCUCCAUCUCCCUCUACUACUUCAACGCUUCUCUCUACCUGCUCCGGGUCUUGAAGGGCAACACUUCCGAAAGGUCCAUCUGCAAGACCCCGAAGAAGGAGAAGGCAGGCACUGACACCAGCACCAAGGCCAAGGUCCCCAAGGUGGCCCAGGCUACCAGCUGCUUGGAUUUAAGCCUCGUGACCCCAAUCUACUCAUCAGCACUGAGAUCCUUCCUGACCAAGCGCAACAGCCCGCUCACCGUCCCCAUGUUCCUCAGCCUCUUCUCCCGGCACCCGAUGCUCUGUAAGAGCCUGCUCCCCAUUGUGGUCCAGCAUGUGACAGGCCAAACGCGGCCCCGCCACCAGGCCCAGGCCUGCCUGCUGCUCCAGAAGGCCCUGCCCAUUCGGGAGCUGAGACUGUGCUUUGAGGACCCUGAGUGGGAGCAGCUGAUUGGCCAGAUCCUGGCAAAGGUCACUGAGAACCUGCGGGCGCUGGGUGAGGCGCAGACCAAGUCGGAGCACCUGAAGGAGCGGUCCUCCUUGGAGCUACUCAACACUCUUUUCCGGAUCAUUAAUCACGAGAAGCUCACCGUGGACCUGACCGGUGUCCGGGGCGUGCUGCAGAGCCAACAGCAGAAGCUGCAGCAGAGGGUGCAGCAGGGGGAGCACUCGACCGGUUCCUGCCGCCUCUAUGACCUCUACUGGCAGGCCAUGAGGAUCCUCGGAGUCCAGCGCCCCAAGUUGGAGAAGAAGGAUUCCAAGGAAGGCCCCACGCAGAGCCCCGUUAGCAUGAAGCGCAAGAAAAAGGGAUUCUUGCCAGAGACCAAGAAGCGCAAGAAACGGAAGUCGGAGGGUACCACGCAAAAGGAGGAUGCCACGCCUGCAGCCACCAGUGGGGACCAGCCCCCCAGCACAGGCAAGAGGAAGAGGAAAAGGAGGAAGGCUAAGGUCGCAGCGGAAGCCCAAGUCAAUGGGAUGCCUGAGGCCAAAAGUCCUGCAGCCCAGAGUCCAGCCCCAAAGCCCCCCACCACGAGCCCCAACACCCCUGCCAAGACCCCAAAGCGACACAAGAAAAACCGGAAGCUGUCCCAGGUGAAUGGAGCCACUCCCAUGUCCCCCACGGAGCCUGCUGUUGAAAAGCAGCAUCAGAAGGAGCUGCCCACAAAGGAGGUCUCAGGCAAGUCGCCACAGCCCGCGCUGCAGUCGGCGCUGCCACGGAAAAAGGCAAGAUUGUCCCUGGCCAGCAGGAGCCCCAGCCUCUUCCAGAGCGGGGCCAAGAAAAAGAAAGCACAGCUGAGGAAGGGGAGCAAGCCCUGAGCGCAGGCCCUGCCCCUCAGCCCGUCCCCGCCAGCCCCAGAGACUCCUGGUUUUUCACCACGAUUUUAAUAAACAAGCCACUGUGUGAGGUGCUGACUUGAGGUGCUGACUUCUGGCACUGGGGGGAGAGGGUCUGUCACCAGCCUGCUGGGACGUCCUACUGCAGCAAGUGCAAGCCAAGUCCUUUUCCGCAUGGUCCCAGGGAGGUGCAGAGACCCCGGCCCUGGGCGGGCCUGUUUCUUCGCCCAGAACACACUUGACCUGUACAGGGCUGGGAACUUGGCUCCCAGCAGUAUGCGCCAGGUCCAGGGCUCAUGUUCAGUGAGUCAGCGCAGGUAGAUGCCACCCGUGCAGUGCUGCCACCACCCUGCCUGAGCACAGGUGUGACCACUCCUUGUACCCCCCAC